AUGACGGAGCUUCGCCCCAUCGCCGUGCAGACACUUCAAACUGCAAUUGCAGGCUCUGCAUGUUCUCUUGUCGUCUUAUUGUUGAAGUUCUUUUCGCGGUACCGCUCCAAGAGUGAUUUUGGUGCAGACGAUGCGCUGGUAGCUCUCGCGUGGCUGAUCACUAUUCCCCUCGCCGUGUCGUUCUACAUACAGGGUAAAAAUGGAAUGGCAUACAGCACGGAUGAGAUCCCCCUCAAUGUCUACCUUACCGGAAGACAGUGGUUCUGGGCUUCAUCCUGGAUGUACUACCUUGGUCUGGGCCUCUCAAAACUGAGUGUGACGGUACAAUUUUUCCGCAUAUUCGUCACACCAAAGACACUGCUCGUCACCAAGUGCACUAUCGCUUUCGUCAUGUCCUGGACCAUCAUAUCCGUUUGUGUCGCGGCAUUCGAGUGCAUUCCAACAGCUCGGUACUGGGACAAACGCAUCCCGGGAAAGUGCAUAAACGGCAGCGAUACUUUUCUGGCCAAUGCCUCGAUGAACAUCCUGACAGACUUCAUCAUCAUCGGCAUCCCGGUUCCCAGCCUGUUCAAGCUGCAAGUCAGCAUCGCCAAGAAGAUCGGCCUGAUGUUCGCCUUCUCGCUGGGCCUUGUCGUCUGCGCAAUCUCAAUCGCGCGCAUUCCGAUGGUCAUUCUCGCGUUCCGUUCGGGCAAGCCGGGCAACCAGUCGCUCAUGAUGUGGUCCACCAUCGAGCUCCACGUCGCCAUCGUCUGCGCCUGCCUGCCGUCUAUCCGGCCGCUCUUCGUCUCCUUCCUGCGCUUCACCGGCAUCGAUUCCUACCUGAAAACCAUCACGCCGACCAGCAUCGGGGCAAAGUCGAGCAGUGCCCGGAAGAUGGGAUAUGGACGCGGUCGUACUGCGACGGGUGGCAGCACUGUUGUGAGCGCAGGAAGGAGGGGAGGGGCUAGGGUAGAGUAUAUCGAGAUGGAAGAGGGCAUGGGAGACUCGAUUCAGGUGCAGAGAAGUGUGGAGGUGAAGUCGGAGGUGUACCAAGGGACGGAGAGCAGGUCGAGUAGGAAGAGCGAUGAGGAUAGCAUUGAUAGCACGGCUGUGGCUCUGGGCCCGACCGUCAACAUUACAAACGGCACACUUGAAGGCAUUCAUUCCUCCCAAUAUGACCAAGACUUCUUCUUGGGCAUUCCUUUCGCUGAGCCUCCGAUUGGGAAUCUGAGGUUCCGAGUCCCCAAGCCAUUCAGUUCCGCAUGGAAUGAUGUGAAACCGGUAACGACUUAUUCGAAGGAGUGCGUUGGCUAUGGCAAUGAUCAACUGAAUUUCGAGACGUCCGAGGACUGCCUAUUCCUGAAUGUUGUCCGUCCAGCCGACAUCGACCCCAAUGAGCCUCUUCCCGUUGCUGUCUGGAUCCAUGGCGGCAGAUUCACUCAGGGGGGCGGUGUUGACCAGCGUUACAACAUGUCUUUCACUAUCCAGAACGCGGUCGAGAUCGGUAAACCCUUUAUUGGUGUCACUCUAAACUACCGUCUCAGUGCCUGGGGAUUUUUGAUGGGGGAGGAGGUCGAAGCCAGCGGCAACGGAAACCUCGGACUUCGUGACCAACGUCUUGCUCUUGAAUGGGUGCAGGAGAACAUUGCAGCAUUCGGAGGCGACCCAACGAAAGUUACCAUUUUCGGAGAAUCUGCGGGAGCCAUGUCGGUAGGCUUUCAGCUUGUUGCAUAUGGCGGGCGCGAUGACAAGCUCUUCAGAGCAGCCAUUAUGCAAUCAGGGUCUCCCGUGUACUACUACAACCUCAACGAUAGUUCGGCGCUGGAGCCGAAGUAUCAGUCCCUCCUUGCAGAUACUGGCUGCUCCGACCUGGCUUGCCUCCGCUCUUUGCCAUUCGAGGACUUGAAUGACGUCUUAAACCAAACCAAGUUCAUUACAUGGGUCCCAGCAAUUGACCACGACUUCAUUCAAGAUUUUACCUCAACACAGCUAGUCACUGGCAACUUCGUCAAGGUCCCCAUAAUAGCCGGCACGAACACCGAUGAAGGUACAGCCUUCAGCCCGCUCGGCAUCGACACUGAAACCGACUUCAUCAACGUACUCACCUCCCUCGACAUCCCCGGCUACUUCAUCCCGCAGAUCCUCUCACUCUACCCCGAUGAGCCCGCCAGAGGUAUCCCAGGCUCACCACCCCUCCCUUCCGAUUUCCGGUUCAGUCUCCCCCAAGGCGCGCAGUACCGCCGCAGCGCAGCGUUCUUCACCGACUACACAUUUGUCGCGAGCCGCCGCCUGACGUGCCGGGCGUGGGCAAUGCAGAACGUCACCGCAUACUGCUACCGCUUCAACGCGCAGCCGGCAAGCGUGACGUGGCAGCGCGGCGUCACGCACUUUGCGGAAGUUCCGUUCUCGUUUUACAACCUGCUCGGCGUCGGGUUCGAGGGCGUGAAGAACCCAUUCGAGGGGAAGCCGGCGAGCUAUGCGGAGCUGGCGAGGACCAUGGCUAGCAUGUGGGCGGCGUUCAUAGUGGAUCUGGAUCCGAACAGGUACGAUGAUGACGACGAGGCGUUGGUGACGGCAUCGGGGGUGCACGGUGAGGAGGCGGAGGAGGUGGCGGAGAGGAUGGGGGGUCCGUGGGGAGGUGGCCCUGGCGGUCGUGCCGCUGCUGCCGCCCUGUGGCCGAAGUAUGAUCUGGGCGACCCGAGGGAUUUCGUGUUCGACGCGAACGUCACGAGCUUUGUGGAGAUGGAUACGUAUAGGGCUGUCGGGGUUGACAUGAUCAAUGCCAACGCUGCAGCCGUUUUCGGACGUUGA
This is a messenger RNA of Lasiodiplodia theobromae, 2790 nucleotides long. Its product is annotated as Carboxylesterase. The record is from RefSeq and is a predicted model, not a curated record. Lineage: Eukaryota; Fungi; Ascomycota; Dothideomycetes; Botryosphaeriales; Botryosphaeriaceae. The coding region runs from base 1 to 2790 and encodes 929 amino acids. The transcript is spliced from 8 exons.